AUGGCGACGGGUAAGCACGGAGGGCAUCAAGAAGGCGCUUUGAGGAGUAGGGACAGGGAGCCCGAGGCUUCAAGAAGAAAAGACUAUCGGCCUGGAGACAGUGGCGACCAGGUGGGUUCGGUGCGGAAGCCGUUCGGCCAUGAUAACCAGGACCUUGUUCGGGAUCGACCCAAUGAUGUCAUAGAGAACGGAGUGACAAAUGGUUUCAGCAGGGCCACAUCAAGCGGCAGCAGCUCUAGCAGUGGUAGUGGUGGGGAAGAUGGAUAUAGGACGCGGCAUCUGAAUGGCAGAUCAGCUGAUAGGGAACCCGGAGAGCUAUCAAGCGGAAACGGGUCGGAUGAGACUGAUGUUUCAAGCCUGGAGAACGGAGCUGCGUCGCCUCCUACCAAGAGAAGGAAGUUUUCUCCAGUUAUGUGGGGUAGCCACGACGAUGAGCAGUUCCCUGUUCUUCCUGCAGGAAGCAAGAACUCUGAAAUCAAUGUUCCACUGCCUCCUCCGCCUCCUCCCUUGCCUCAGGGGUUUGUUCCGUCGAAGAGUAUUGCGAUUGUAAAUCCGGUUGAAUCAUUGUCUGCGAUCGAUGCCGACAUCUCUGUGACAACAGCGAAGGAAAAGCCCUGGAGUACUGAUCUUGAAUCCGGGCAUCUGGAAGAAGAUGAAGACUCCUACAUUCCUACAUGGAACAUCGCAGCUUCAAGAUGGGCUGAAGGGAACGGCUCUUUUGAGCAGGAAGAGCCUCAAGAUGUUGGUCAGGCCAAUUUUCCCGAGGAAAGUAUAAAAUAUCCGGAGCCUGUUUCCACAAGAUUGCACCACAAGGGUCUAACCCCUGAGCCUGGAGAGGUGAUUAUAAGGGAAUGUUCUGAAGGCAGCACUCCCAGGUCUUCCGAUUCUAGAGAACUUGGAGAAAAAAGCCACGAUUUUGACGUUGACAAUAACGAUUAUAUGUCUGUUGAUGAAGAAGACGCGCCCAUGCCACAACCAGAUGCAGACUCUGAAGCAGAGAGUGAAUUAACGAAGACUCUGACAUCCUCUCAUCCUCCACUACGGUGCAUAAACAUGCUACAAAGCUGCAGAAGUGUUGAUGAGUUUGAGAGGCUGAACAAGAUAAAUGAAGGUACUUAUGGUGUUGUGUAUAGAGCAAAAGAUAAGAAGACCGGAGAAGUAGUAGCGUUAAAAAAGGUAAAAAUGGAGAAAGAGAGAGAGGGUUUCCCGCUAACAUCACUCAGGGAGAUAAACAUUCUGCUUUCACUCCAUCAUCCCUCUAUUGUAGAUGUUAAAGAGGUUGUAGUGGGAAGCAGUCUUGAUAGCAUUUUCAUGGUUAUGGAAUACAUGGAACAUGAUCUUAAAGGGCUUAUGGAUGUGAUGAAGCAGCCAUUUAGCCAGAGUGAGGUUAAGUGUUUAAUGCUGCAGCUUCUGGAGGGUGUCAAGUAUCUUCAUGAUAACUGGGUUCUUCACAGGUAUUUUCUUUUUUACUAGGUCUGUUUUUCUCUUUUCAUCAUCUCUCUCAAUGCAAUCUGGUGAUGCCUCCAACUGAUCUUAAUUUAGGGAUUUGAAGACUUCUAAUCUUCUGGUGAACAAUCAUGGUGAUCUGAAGAUAUGCGAUUUUGGAUUGUCUCGUCAGUAUGGCAGCCCAUUGAAACCGUACACUCACUUAGUGGUUACUCUAUGGUACAGGUGUGUUCAAAAGCGUCUGAAUGUGUUUCGUUGUCUCCAAACAUUUUUUUCUCUCAUAUGCAUGCUAUGGUUUUCAGGGGGAAAAAGGCCCAAGUGGUAACUCUUUAUCCUUCCUGUGUUUAUGGUAUUGGCCAACUCAUGGUCCUUGUGUAUCGCAGGGCUCCAGAACUACUCCUUGGAGCCAAAGAAUACUCAACAGAUAUUGACAUGUGGUCGUUGGGGUGCAUAAUGGCUGAAUUACUGGCAAAGGAGCCUCUGUUUGGUGGCAGAACUGAAGUUGAUCAGCUGGACAAGGUAAUAACUAUUUUACAUACCAUGCAUUUUUUCGAAGACAAUUGUUUCAUCGUUUCCCUCAUGAGAAAACUAUGCCACAGAUAUUCAGAAUACUUGGUACCCCCAAUGAAAGAAUUUGGCCAGGAUUUGCUAAACUACCUGGUGUCAAAGUCAACUUCAUCAAACAACCGUAGGUCACUUGUUCCCAUUUAUUUUUAAUUUGAUCUCUUGAAGGUGGCUCACAGUAAUAAUAAGAUUAUACCAGUACAUUAUCUCUAUUUUCCGGAUUUCUGCUUAUGGCUUUCCCUGGACAAAUUUCAUGGAUAACAUCAAGGGAGGUUUUAACGCAAUAUGCUGGUCAGUCACUGAGCAAUGCCCUUCUUAACAGGUACAACAAGUUGAGAGAAAAGUUUCCAGCGACAUCCUUCUGUGGACGUCCCACUCUGUCCGAGGCUGGAUUCGACUUACUUAACCAACUGUUAACUUAUGACCCUGAGAAGGUAUCGUCAACCAAGAUAAACAGGGCACAGUUCAGUCCUGCUAUGUUCUCUUACUAUAUAUAUAACUUCCUGAAUUUUAUUGUCACAUUUUGCACAUGCAGCGAAUAACAGCAGAUGCUGCCCUUAACCAUGAAUGGUUCUGUGAAGUUCCUCUGCCCAAAUCGAAAGACUUCAUGCCAACAUUCCCUGCACAAAAUGCUCAAGACAGGUGUCCAUGCUUAUCAUUUACCAGUUAUAUGUAUUUGCUUAGAGUUUAUAUCUUGCAACUUUUUAGCUUGAUUUAUAUUCAUGUUAGGCGCUCUCGAAGAAUAUUGAGGAGUCCAGAUCCACUUGAAGAGCAAAGGAGGAAGGAACUGGAACAAGGAGAAAUUGGCAGCAGGGGUCUGUUCGGUUAA
Molecule: messenger RNA, 2839 nt
Organism: Spirodela intermedia
Lineage: Eukaryota; Viridiplantae; Streptophyta; Magnoliopsida; Alismatales; Araceae
Source: the annotation of a GenBank genome assembly